AUGCAGCAAAAUUGGCGCAUUUUCAAAGUGUUUGUGUUCUCGACCCCCGGCACUAGCAACCAACCAAUUAAUAUUGUAUUUACCCCAGAACGGCAUGGGCAGCUCGCAUUGGCCAAUGAGCGUGUUUUACAUAAGCACCGAUUUGAUUUAUCGCGUAGGGCCAAGUCUAACUUUCUCAAACCCAACUCUGUCAAACCCAACUCUGUCAAACCCAACUCUGCCAAACCCAACUCUGCCAAACCCAACUCUGUCAAACUCGCAUUGGCCAAUGAGCGUGUUUUACAUAAGCACCGAUUUGAUUUAUCGCGUAGGGCCAAGUCUAACUUUCUCAAACCCAACUCUGUCAAACCCAACUCUGUCAAACCCAACUCUGCCAAACCCAACUCUGCCAAACCCAACUCUGCCAAACCCAACUCUGUCAAACUCGCAUUGGCCAAUGAGCGUGUUUUACAUAAGCACCGAUUUGAUUUAUCGCGUAGGGCCAAGUCUAACUUUCUCAAACCCAACUCUGUCAAACCCAACUCUGUCAAACCCAACUCUGCCAAACCCAACUCUGCCAAACCCAACUCUGUCAAACCCAACUCUGUCAAACCCAACUCUGUCAAACCCAACUCUGUCAAACCCAACUCCGUCAAACCCAACUCUGUCAAACCCAACUCCGUCAAACCGGGCACAUAG
Penicillium samsonianum is the source of this 678-nucleotide messenger RNA. RefSeq lists its product as uncharacterized. The record is from RefSeq and is a predicted model, not a curated record. NCBI's taxonomy places the organism in Eukaryota, Fungi, Ascomycota, Eurotiomycetes, Eurotiales, Aspergillaceae. The transcript has 2 exons. Bases 1 to 678 code for a protein of 225 amino acids.